AUGCAGCUCAUUGAGGGCCCUGAUGGGAAAACAUACGUCGUGGAUGCAGGAACCAUGGACGGCGUGACGAUGGGCCAUCCGUGUUGCUCAGUAGAGGGUAUUUGUCGCAUAGACCUCGAAACACCCAAGGAAAGGUUCUGUCCUGCUCACUCUGAUCGCAAAGAGAAAUGUUUCGUGGUGGGAUGUGCAUUGCCGCCAGAUAAGGCAAACAAGUCUUUGGCAUGCUGCACAGUCGCUCAUCAAGAGCGAGAACUGGAAGUGCAGCACCGAACUCACAAAGGCAUGCAUGAGUUGCUCACCCAAUACCUACGGCGACCGCGGAUGGAGGGGGAGGAGGGCGGUGCUGUCAGUACAACAGAGUCUCGCCCGACAGAAGAGCCAACCAAUGCGACUGCAUCAGAUGGCGUUGAAUUGAACGUAGGUACUCUAUUCCAAGCCCACAACCUACUGGGAAAGAUCAUUGGGCGACUCAACCGCAAAUGGACCCAUAACGAACAGUUGUUCGUACGCCCCUGUGGGGUCAUAGUCUCCAGGUGCACCUUCUAUCACGCAGAAUCACUGACAGCCAGUAAAGACUUUCUCAAAGUCACCUUUCCCACAUCACGAUACCCCAACUGCCUGCCCAGCUACAUCUUCUACGACAACAAUUGUUCAUUGCUGCACCAUCUCUGGACUCAAAGGGACACUUACUUUAACAAAACAGGAAUGGUCGUGGAAACUUGGCAUGCCCAAAGCCACAAAGAGACAGACGAAUUCUGCUGCAGAUGGUGCCUCCCCUCCCGUUUUCCCGAGCUGAUGAAGCCAGGCAAGAAGGGGGGAAAGGAGUGGCGAUUCAACGCCUCAGCCGCAGAGCAAGCGAACGGAUGGUUUGGUGGCUACCAUCCCAUCGUGCAUGAAAUGCCACGCUUAUGGUAUAACUUCUACCUGGAUGAGAUGAUCUUAAUGAGAAAUCGGCAGACGGUGGCGAAAUUGGAAGAACGGGGGCAUUCGCCUUUACUGGUACUGGAGCACGUCCUCCAGGGAGAGCCGGUGCUCAUGCCAGGAGGCAACUGA
This is a messenger RNA of Desarmillaria tabescens, 1053 nucleotides long. RefSeq lists its product as uncharacterized. The record is from RefSeq and is a predicted model, not a curated record. Bases 1 to 1053 code for a protein of 350 amino acids. NCBI's taxonomy places the organism in Eukaryota, Fungi, Basidiomycota, Agaricomycetes, Agaricales, Physalacriaceae. The transcript has 4 exons.